AUGCCUGCGCUUCGCAGGGCUAACAAGUAUCGGGUUGAAAACCCGCGACUCAAUACGUGGAAGUUUCCCACGGCAGCCAACUCGACGGCCGUACCAGUGUCUAUUAUCGAUACUCAGAGCGACCGCAGGGCGGUGCGGCAAAAUUCCAGUGCUGUGCAUGAUUAUUUUAUUCCACUCGAGCUUGCCGCUGCGGCUAAGAAAGUAGCCUCGUUGACACGGCACCCUUCAGCGGCAAACGACAAGUCGACCGCGACUGCAGAAACGCUGAAGAGCACAUACUGGCGGGAGACUAAUGACACGAACACCCCAGAGCCGUCUGACGCACCUGGCAGCGGCUCCGCUCCCGUAAAACGAGCCGCUGCCACCAAGUACUGGAUGGAAAGCAUGCUGAUGAACGGUGCUGCCCCGUAUGCUCAGCAAGGGUACACGGUGUUCCGCAACGUCAAAGAUUAUGGUGCUAAAGGUGACGGUAAGACUGAUGACACGGCCGCGAUCAACCGCGCUGUCACAGAUGGGGGUCGUUGCGGGCGAGAAUGCGGCUCCAGCACGGCCAAGCCAGCUGUGAUAUAUUUUCCGAGCGGCACCUACCUCGUCAGCUCCUCUAUAAUCCAGUACUACAAUACCCAGUUCAUAGGGAACCCUUCUCUCCGGCCCAUCAUUCUAGCUGCCUCCAGUUUCGUCGGGCUGGGCGUCAUAUCGACGAACGUAUACAUCGAGGGCGGUAAUGGCGCCGAGUGGUAUAUCCCGCAAAACAACUUUAUGCGGUCUAUUCGAAAUUUCGUCAUUGAUAUUACCAACACUGAUCCGCAAGCCUAUGUUUGUGGCAUCCACUGGCAGGUUGCGCAGGCGACAGACCUCCAGGACAUCGACUUUUACAUGAAGCCCGGCACGACCCAACAAGGCAUCUACAUGGAAAACGGGAGUGGAGGUUCGCUCUCGAAGCUUUACUUUACCGGCGGCAACAUCGGAGCAUAUCUCGGUAAUCAGCAAUUCACAAGUCGCUAUUUGAUCUCGUACAAGUGCCGUACUGCGAUCCAGAUCCACUGGGACUGGGCAUGGACCAUGCACAGCCUCACGAUCGUUGGCUCCGGACAAAGUUCUGACAAUACAGGCAUCACGGUGGUUGGAGGCGCGGGCGGACCAGGUAGUACCGGACAGGGAGUCGGCUCUCUCGUCUUAGUCGACUCGGUCCUUUCAGAUCUGGACGUGGGAAUCGCUACCACGCUAAAGAAGGAGAACUCAACGUCAUUUCUGGUCCAAAACACCAAGUUCAGCAACACAAAUGCAGCGCUCAAAGACGUCGCCCAGGGUUCUACUCUAAUCGCUGGGGGCUCAAGCGUUUACGUCAAGUCCUGGGGGUUCGGGAACACGGUUGCAGGCGAAUCUGGCUCAUCGACCUUUCAGAAUGGAAACGACAUACCCGCGCCUCUUCGCCCGAAGGGACUUACCGCCUCUGGGACGAACUCGAACAUCUACACGAGGUUCGCGCCUACUUACGAAGGUGUAGAAGCUCGAAAAUUCAUAAAUGUCAAGUCCAUCGGAGCAAAAGGCGACGGCUUGUCCGACGAUACGGCGGCAUUGAACCGAGCUCUCGAGGUAGCUGCCAACACGAGCAGCAUUCUGUUUAUUCCGUUUGGUGUCUAUAUGGUUUCGGACACGAUUCGGGUUCCUGUUGGGUGUCGGAUAGUUGGACAGGUCUGGCCUCAGAUCAUGGCCUACGGGUCAAACUUUGAGAACAUGCGCUUGCCAAAGCCGGUGCUUCAAGUGGGCGCGCCUGGCGACGCAGGCAUCGUCGAGAUCUCCGACAUUAGUAUCACGACUAGGGGGGCUACUGCGGGAGCUGUCCUGGUGCAGUGGAACGUCCAUGAGAUCUUCAAGGGUUCCGUGGCAAUGUGGAACUCGCCGGUACGCCUGGGAGGUUCUGUCGGCUCCAACCUCCAGGCCAAGAACUGUCCCAAGCUCUCCGGCACGGUAAACCCAAAAUGUAUUGCUGCGUCUCUUCUCAUCCAUCUGACGCCGACGUCGUCCGCGUACCUGGACAAUAUCUGGGCCUGGACUGCAGACCACGAUCUCGAUUCCACGGCACAGGAGCAGAUUGACGUCUAUUCCGGGCGAGGGAUCCUGGUCGAAAGUAAGAAGCCAACAUGGCUUUGGGGAACCGCGUCCGAACAUAACGUCCUCUACCAGUACCAGUUUUCAGGCGCGUCGCAGGUUUUCGUAAGCAUGAUGCAGACUGAGAGUCCUUACUUUCAACCCACGCCAAGAGCCCCAAAGCCCUUCACGCCAGGCGUCUUUCCGAAUGAUCCAACGUUUGAAGACUGCCCUGCCGACUCCAAUACCUGCCCCAUGGCCUGGGCUGCGCGCGUCCUGGACUCCACAGACAUUUUGGUGUACAGUGCAGGGCUCUACAGCUGGUUCUCAAGUUACUCACAAGACUGUGUGGCUCGAGAGAACUGCCAGGCCCGCGUUGUUAGAGUUGAGCAGAGCUCCCACAUCUGGCUGUACGGUCUUGCAACCAAGGCCACCCUGGAAAUGGUCAGUCCUCUCAACGCAUCGGCGACGAUUGCAGCGAAAAACCAGAAUGGGUUUCUGUCUUCCAUCCUGGCCUGGCUCGAGGGAUCAGAGAGGGUGAUUGGUAGAAGAUUCGACGGCUGGCCCAUCUUCAAGCAGGGUUCGUUGCGCCGCGCCGGGUUGUCUCCAAACUGCGAGGCGGCGCUGUACCAAACUGUCAAGUGCGACGAGACGGUGCGGCGGUUGAUGUAUUCUGCAUAUGUCGGCCUGGUUCAGAACUCGACUAGACUUUUGCUCAUGUGCGACUCGACGUGUAGCGAGUCUAUCAGGUACAUGCGAGGAAGCAUCGCCGAGGCCUGUCGCUCGACCCCCGACCUUGCCGAAGGGGUGCCGGUGCUUGGGUUCGUCGACAUGCUCUCUAGCCGUUGGAACGAGACGUGCUUCAAGGACACUACCACUGGAAAAUACUGCAACGAAAUCAUGGGCAACUUCAAACCCGUGGACCAAAUCUCGGACAUGCCCCGGGACGAGCUGUGCUCAUACUGCAACGUGAAACGAUUCAGCAUGAUGCAAAAUUCACCGUAUUCGGCCUACGAUAAUGCCACUGUGCGGUCGCAGUAUGAGACCAUCGCUCAAACCUGUGCCGUCAACGGCGCCGACUUCACACCACGCUCGGGCGGGCUAUCUCCGCAAGUUGAGGCGCCAGAGGCAGUCUGCGUGUCUGGCAAGACGUACAAGACGCGUCAAGGAGACACGUGCGACUCCAUUGCUCAAGCACAGUCCAUCUCGGCAGCAAGUCUGUUUUGGAUCAACCCCGCGCUGCCAGAAUGCGAGAAUAUAAGAGCAGGUCUUGACGUCUGCCUUCCCCUGGCGUGUGGCAAGACGCGCAUCGUUCAGGCCGACGAGACGUGCACAAACAUCUCCAUCAGCGCAGGGGUAGAAUACACGUCCCUCGUGUCCUGGAACGCGGGACUCACACAAAACUGCUCGAACCUCCAUGACGGGGGAUGGGGGCAUGUCCUGUGCAUCGCGCCACAGGGCGGCACGCCAACAUUGGAGGUGAACGGGACUGGCAGUAUCGAUCCCUGGCAGGGCGGCGACGGAUACGGCCUCAAACUCGCUCAACCGCCGAGCAACGCCCCCAUCGCGCAAGGCACGACCCGGAACUGCAGCGAGUGGUAUGUCAACGACGGCGGCCUCUCGUGUGCCGGGGUCUGCGUGCGCAACAGGAUAACAUACCAGUUGUUCCUUGAUGUCAACCCGUCCUUGGGCAACACCACUUGCGACCACGAUCUGGUCCUGGGUUCCGCAUACUGCGCGCGUCCGCUCUGGGGCUGGAACAGCACGUGGAGCCGCCACCAGCCGUCGACGACAACUGGCACGGCAACAAGCUCGACGUCGCCGACGCCGACCUUCGCAUGGACGACUUUCGGCGGCUCCUUCGAAACUUCUGGGCAGCGAGUAGUGGCGGCAACCCCAAGCGAUACAGAGGGCAAGGCCUUCGUCUCAACCAUGUACACCGAUUUCACGUUCGAAGCCAACAUAACCAUUCCCCAGGCUGGUACCGGAAACGCAGGGCUAAUCUUCCGCGCGUCUAAUCCGGGACCUGGCGUGGAUAACUACAGCGGAUACUAUAUCGGGUUCGGGACCGACGGCUUCCUCACCCUAGGUCGCGCGAACCGGGGCUGGACGCAUCUGACGAAUGCGCAGGUCUCGAUCCAAGCAGGCCGGGCAUAUCAACUCGUAGUGCAAGCGGCAGGGGCGUCGAUCGUCGUUUACCUAGACGACAAGAAGACGCCGAAGAUCAGCUGGCAGGAUGCGACUUACAGGAGUGGCAUGAACGGGGUCCGCGUGUAUCGCACGGGGGCGACCUUUGACGCCAUCAGGAUGUAUUACCUCUAG
Molecule: messenger RNA, 4413 nt
Organism: Purpureocillium lilacinum
Lineage: Eukaryota; Fungi; Ascomycota; Sordariomycetes; Hypocreales; Ophiocordycipitaceae
Molecular function (GO): hydrolase activity
Source: RefSeq, a predicted model, not a curated record